AUGGCUCAGCUAGAGUCCUUUCCAAAUGAGUUAUCUCUAUUAAAGAAAGGUAAGCCUGUCCCUCAAGCUAAUGUCGCAUCCCUUAACCCAUUUAUUGAUAGCGAAGGUGUCAUGCGAGUUGGGGGUCGUAUAGGCUCAUCUAAUUAUCCCUACGACAAAAAACACCCCAUUCUUUUAAAGUCAGAUCACCAUCUAACAAAACUGUUAUUCGAAUUAGAGCACGAACAACUAAUGCACGCUGGACCUCAACAUCUCCUCGCCUCUAUGAGAGAGCGCUAUUGGCCAAUCGGAGGUAGAGCACUAGCACGACGCGUCACUCGUCAUUGUUUCGUGUGUCGUCGAUUCAAGGGUCAGACUUUAAAUAAUAUCAUGGGGAAUCUGCCCUCUGACAGAGUGGAACCUGAUUUUCCUUUCCACACUGUAGGCACUGAUUUUGCUGGACCAUUUCUAAUAACUGAUCGCAAGGGAAGAGGCUGCAAAAUAACCAAAUGCUACCUAUGCAUUUUUGUAUGCUUCCGUUACAAAUGUGUCCACCUAGAAGCCGUAAGUGACCUAACAAAGGAUUCAUUUAUUCUCACUCUCUCUAGGUUUAUAAGUCGUAGAGGCAAGCCAAAAGCAAUAUACUGUGACAACGGCCGAAACUUUGUUGCUGCAGCUAAGGAGAUCAACAGUUUUCUAACGUCACAAGCUGACUCUAUAGUUGACUUUGCAGCUCGUCGGGGCAUUGAAUUUCGCUUCUCACCUGCGUACGCUCCUCACUUCGGCGGUCUCUGGGAGGCCGGUGUAAAGUCAGCCAAAUUCCACAUGCAUAGAGUAUUAAAAGACACUCAUUUAACUUUCGAGGAACUGGCGUCUCUAUUUGCUCAAAUCGAAGCAAUCCUAAAUAGCCGUCCCCUAUGUCCAAUCAGUCCCUCACCAAAUGAUCUUUCUCCCCUUACCCCGGGCCACUUUUUGAUAGGCAGGCCACUAACGGCCUCACCAUCUCCGUGUCUACUGGAAGCUAAUCCGAAUCGCCUCGAUCGUUUCCAGCGCCUCGAGCAGUACCGGCAACACUUCUGGAAGCGGUGGUCGAGCGAGUACGUCGCCGAACUCCAGCAGCGCACGAAGUGGAAGACGAGAGCCACGGACCUGCUCCUAGAUGACCUGGUCCUCAUCAAGGAAGACGCUGCUCCCCCCCUGUGCUGGCGGCUCGGCAGAGUCGACAAGCUGUACCCGGGCUCCGACGGCGUGCCUCGCGUCGCCGACGUGCGCACUACCCACGGCACAGUGCGGAGAGCGCUAAAUCGUCUCUGCAUCCUACCUACUCCUCAAGCCAAUGAAUCUUGAAAGCCGAAGCUUUCAAGGGCCGGGAAGAUGUCUACGCCGGUCUUUAGUUCAACGUAAAUUCAGAAAUUUAAUAAUGUGUGCGUCUUGCAUUAUAUAAAGUAAAUAAUAAAUAUUAAUAAUUAAUAAAACUAGAAUUGUAUAAAUAAAUAAUUUAAAGUAAAUAAAUAUAAAGCGUUAAAGUAUUCUAAUAACUAAUCUAACAUAAUUUCUAAACGCACACACUUAGUCAUCCGCACUGCGUAUUAGACACGUAUGCGGUUACCGAUCCAACGUCACUUCCCUACUUACCGCGACGCAAGAACCAUUGUCGGGUCUAAUUGUACAAGUGCCAAUUUAUUUGCUAAUUUAAAAUAUAGCACUACAACUGAAGUCAA
Plutella xylostella (diamondback moth) is the source of this 1700-nucleotide messenger RNA. Lineage: Eukaryota; Metazoa; Arthropoda; Insecta; Lepidoptera; Plutellidae. The record is from RefSeq and is a predicted model, not a curated record.